AUGAACCAAAUCGCAUGUUCAAGCUCCGGCGGUCUCACCGCCAUUGCGUCCCUUAACUAUCUCCGUCCACUUUACGCGGCUCUGCCUCUAAUAUUGGCCGGCGCCACCGCCACCGCCACCUCCAGGUCUAUUACCACCGGCGUCCGCCAGUUCAGCACUCCAGUGCGUACAGUCAACAAGCUUCAAUCUUCCGCAGCUCGUCAGACGCCACUCACCUCCGGCGCAAUCGCCAUCGUCCGCCACUUUAGUAGCUCACAUCACCCGGAAGAAAAGUUUGGUUUGAUGAGAUGGUUUAACUAUAGGGGUCAUACAUCCAUUCUUCCCUUUGACAAACUUGUGGCCGAAGAUAACGGAUUUCUGGUUAACGGGGAGCUCAAGAUUGUUGCCAGGGUAGGUCUUUUUGAAGCUAUUGGCAAAUUAGAUGUAACUGAAGAAAAUACAACGUCAACAGUGACGGAAAAUGUUAAAGGGUUUCUACUUCUUCCUUCUCAGGCAGAAACUAUGAGCAGAGUGUUUGAAAGACACCCAGAGCUUGCAUCUGAACUCCGUGCAACGAAUCCAAAACUUAGGACAGGUUACUUGAGUUUUUUGCUCAAUCUUAUUGAGACUAUGUGCCAGUCGCCUCAGGAGCUCUCUAAAGAUGAUAUGACGAGUGCGCAUGCUGCUCUUAAGUACAUGACAGAUGCAGGGUUUAAGUUGGAUUGGUUGCAGAAAAAACUUGAUGAGUUGUGUGAAAUCAAGGAGAAAGAGAAGGUUUGUGAGACUCAGCUGCAAGAAAUGGAGAACGAGUUGGAGAGCUUGAAGAUGAAGUGUUCAGACAUGGAAGCUCUGGUACAGAAGGAGAAAGCAAAGAUGUCGGCUACAAAACUUCCUCUCUCAUUCGAUGAUCUUGUUUAA
Molecule: messenger RNA, 897 nt
Organism: Microthlaspi erraticum
Lineage: Eukaryota; Viridiplantae; Streptophyta; Magnoliopsida; Brassicales; Brassicaceae
Source: the annotation of a GenBank genome assembly